Molecule: messenger RNA, 1177 nt
Organism: Neltuma alba
Lineage: Eukaryota; Viridiplantae; Streptophyta; Magnoliopsida; Fabales; Fabaceae
Product: aquaporin PIP2-7
Exons: 4
Coding region: 75-917 (280 amino acids)
Biological process (GO): transmembrane transport
Cellular component (GO): membrane
Molecular function (GO): channel activity
Source: RefSeq, a predicted model, not a curated record
CCUUCACUCCUCACUGUUAUUGACACCCCCAAACGCGGUUUCUUUCUUGCUAUCCCGGUCAGUUCUCCAGAGAGAUGUCGAAGGAAGUGAGCGAAGAAGGCCAAGCCCACCAUGGCAAAGACUACGUGGACCCCCCGCCGGCUCCUCUCCUCGAUACGGCCGAGCUCAAGCUCUGGUCUUUCUACAGAGCCCUCAUCGCCGAGUUCAUUGCCACCCUUCUCUUCCUCUACAUCACCGUUGCCACCGUCAUUGGCCACAAAAAGCAAACCGGCCCCUGCGACGGCGUUGGCCUCCUGGGCAUCGCUUGGGCCUUCGGUGGCAUGAUCUUCGUCCUCGUCUACUGCACUGCCGGUAUCUCUGGUGGCCACAUCAAUCCGGCGGUGACGUUUGGGUUGUUCUUGGCGAGGAAGGUGUCACUCAUCCGAGCUUUGGCGUAUAUGGUGGCUCAGUGCCUGGGUGCAAUUUGCGGCACUGGGUUGGUUAAGGCGUUCAUGAAGCACUCGUACAACUCACUGGGUGGAGGGGCUAACCAAGUGAGCUCUGGCUACAGCAAAGGCACAGCUCUGGGCGCUGAGAUUAUCGGCACCUUCGUUCUGGUGUACACCGUUUUCUCCGCCACUGACCCCAAGAGAAGCGCCCGUGACUCUCACGUUCCUGUUUUGGCUCCAUUGCCAAUUGGAUUUGCUGUUUUCAUGGUUCACCUGGCCACCAUUCCGAUCACUGGCACAGGGAUAAACCCUGCCAGGAGCUUCGGUGCUGCUGUUAUCUACAACAACGGCAAAGCUUGGGACGACCACUGGAUCUUCUGGGUUGGCCCAUUUGUGGGAGCAUUGGCGGCGGCAGCGUAUCACCAGUAUAUUCUGAGAGCAGCGGCCAUCAAGGCAUUGGGAUCGUUCCGAAGCAACCCCUCCAACUAAAUUAAUGGCAGAAAAUUAUUGAAGAGAGAGAGCUGUGAAUGCAUUAAUUAAUCAUUUAUUCGUUUAUGUGUGGAUCAGAUGUGAUUAUGACUUUUAAUUUGUUUAUUCCCUUUUUUUUUUUUUGCCAGUCUACUGCUGCUAGCUUGUAAGUGGUACUUAAUCCAUGAGUAGUGUGACUCUGUCGUUUUUUCCAUUUCUUGCUUAUACAUACCCCCUAAUCUUCUCUCCGUAACAGUACAAUACCUCAAAUUUGAAAUGAA